AUGAGUGAACUGCUAGCAAUUGGUGGAUUUGCGUUACCAGAAGUUGAUACCAAUCCUCUCUCGCCUACUAAACUGGAAGAGGUAAAGAUGCUGUACAGGAUCUAUGCCCAAGGAAUGGACCGGCUGCUUGAAUGUAACUGGUACGACACGCACGGACUAACCCAAUUACUUGGAAGCCCUCGUCUGCUGUCCUUGUACUCUUCUCUCCUCGACGGUUUCACCGAUCCAAACAUAAACGAUGCUCCGGUAAUUGCUCGUAUGGAAUCGUUCGAAAGCAAUGUCAUAUGGGAAAGUCUUUGCCUAUGCCGUGCAGCUCGAGCUCAGGAGCCGACUAAUGGAACCGACACUUCGGACUCGACAGAUCCGCAACUCAUAUAUGCUGUCAAGCGCCUAUCUCUUCUUGAAGCCUUACUUACAGGAACCGUUCUUGAAAACAAUCCCCUUUCUCGUCACAACUAUCCGGAAGAUGACCCUGCUGUCACCACAUCUGGGCUGAACACACAGAUCAAGAACCGCCAGCUAGGAUUCUGGGAGUCAAUGGGCGAUUAUCUGUCAAUUCCGGACAAUGAGCCAGGUGCGAGCGACAAACGGGACAAAGCCCUCUUCGCGGCCCGCGCGUUCCUUGAUAUGAUUGAAAGCCGUGAUGUCGUGUACUCUAUUGCCGUUGUCAGGAACAUUUCUAAAUUCCAGCCCCGAAAGUUUAAACUUCCUGUUGCCUCAGAUGAGAAGGAUCCCGCUGCAAAGCUAUAUGUAGCAUGUCGAUUCCUCGAGGAUGAAGUACGCGGGAAGGCGACUAACCAGGUCACUCGGCGUAUCUCUCAGCUAACAGUCAGAUAUUGGGAUGAACCCUACAACGUCUAA
Molecule: messenger RNA, 861 nt
Organism: Trichophyton benhamiae CBS 112371
Lineage: Eukaryota; Fungi; Ascomycota; Eurotiomycetes; Onygenales; Arthrodermataceae
Product: C6 finger domain protein, putative
Exons: 1
Coding region: 1-861 (286 amino acids)
Source: RefSeq, a predicted model, not a curated record